Molecule: messenger RNA, 1380 nt
Organism: Solanum dulcamara
Lineage: Eukaryota; Viridiplantae; Streptophyta; Magnoliopsida; Solanales; Solanaceae
Product: zeatin O-glucosyltransferase-like
Exons: 1
Coding region: 1-1380 (459 amino acids)
Molecular function (GO): UDP-glycosyltransferase activity
Source: RefSeq, a predicted model, not a curated record
AUGGUGCCAUAUCCUGGAUUUAGCCAUGUCAAUCAACUCUUCAUCCUUGCUCGUCUCAUUGCUUCCCAUAAUAUACCAGUACACUUGAUUUGCCUUGCUGAAUUCAAUCAAGAUUUAAAUCCCCGCCUCAAAAGUUCAAAAUAUAUCCAUUUUAAUGACAUUUUGCUUACUCAAGCCGAGGGCGAAAUCACGGAAGAAUAUGAUCGUGUGGUUUCGAUUACAGAGUUGUUGGAAAAACACAACGAGCCCAUUCGAAAAACUUGCCUUCAACUCUCUAUCAAUGCUAAGAAAUUGGUGAUAAUUUAUGACUCCGUAAUGAAGAAUUAUAUGGGGGAUGUCCAUUCAAUCCCUAACGUCGAGACUUGUAUUUUUCACUCUGGGUCUGCUAUAAGUAAAUAUUAUUUGCUCCAGCAAAGUGUCCAUGACUUAGACGUUGUUGUUGAUGUUGGUCACGAGUUCCCGGCUAUGGAUAGUUGUUAUCCACCGCUUAUGGAAGUAUUCGUAAGAGAUUUACAUGAAUGGGACCUCAACUCAGGAGAAUUCAUGAUUUCUUCUAGAGAAAUCGAAGGUAAGUACUUAGAUUUACUCGCUAAUGUGAAAAACACGAAGCCGUUGUGGGCACUUGGUCCACUUCAUAUGCUACUACAAUCACAUGAUCAUGACUCCUCUUCUUAUUCUUCUCCUAGGGACAAGCCUCCUCGUCAUGAAUCUCUUGAAUUUCUCGACAAUCAACAUGUUAAUUCAGUAAUUUAUGUUUCGUUUGGAACAACCCCUAAAUUAUCACAGGAGCAAGUCAAUGAGCUUGCAAUUGCUCUAGAAAAGAGCAAUCAAAGGUUUAUUUGGGUAAUAGGAAAAGGAGAUCAUAAUACUACUACUAAUAACAAUAAUACUAAAAAUAACAAGAAAGGUGUGGAGAAAUUUGAGAAGAAAUUUGGGAAGAUUGAAUUACCACAAGGGUUUGAAGAGAGGGUGAAAGGAAGAGGAAUGGUUGUGCGAAAUUGGGUGCCCCAAUUGGAAAUCUUGGGCCAUCCAUCUACCGGUGGAUUUUUAAGUCAUUGCGGGUGGAAUUCUUGUAUGGAAAGCAUUAGCCUAGGAGUUCCAAUAAUAGCUUGGCCAAACGAGUGGGACCAACCCUAUAACGCUCUCCUUGUAACUAAUGUACUAAAAAUUGGAAUCUCAGUAUUUAGCUGGACUCACAAGGAUGAGUUAGUGACAUCAAAAUCGAUCGAGAAAUCUGUCAAAAUUUUGAUGGAUACAACGGAAGGGGAAGAGAUGCGGAAGAGGGCGGUGGAGUUGAGCAAUAAGAUCAAGAGUUCGGUUAGCCCCGGAGGUGUGACGGCCAAGGAAGUUGAAUCUUUCAUAUCCUAUAUUACCAAAUAA